Molecule: messenger RNA, 1002 nt
Organism: Oppia nitens
Lineage: Eukaryota; Metazoa; Arthropoda; Arachnida; Sarcoptiformes; Oppiidae
Gene: Tfb4
Product: general transcription factor IIH subunit 3-like
Exons: 1
Coding region: 94-1002 (302 amino acids)
Biological process (GO): nucleotide-excision repair; regulation of DNA-templated transcription
Cellular component (GO): transcription factor TFIIH core complex; transcription factor TFIIH holo complex
Source: RefSeq, a predicted model, not a curated record
GUUUUUUGAUUAAAUGAAACAAAUAAUUGUUUUUGACAUCACUUACCACAAGACAUCUUAUAAAGACAUUUGUGUUGAAUAUUAUCACUAAAUAUGAACACAAGUGGUACUCAUUUGGUGCUUAUUAUUGACUUCAGUGGCAACAGUCGACUACUGACUGAUUCAUCAAUUUAUUAUCAAUGGUUAGACUCAGUAAUAUCCUUCUGUAACAGUCAUCUAUUAAUGUCUUCACUGAACAACUUGACUGUCAUCGGAAGCAACUCUUUUGAGAACAAAGUAUUAUAUCCGAUGAAUGAGAUCAAUGGACAAGUGGUCGAUACAAGAAAGAUGUCUAAUGAAGGACAGUAUGAAGUUUUUCAUCGAGUCGUUCAAACCGUUAAAUUCAAUGUGAAGACAAUGACUGAAACGGUCAGAGAUUUAUCACAAAGUGGUGCCCAUAGUAUCAGUUCAUCACCACUGAUGAGUGGCGCCAUUGCUAUGGCUUUGUGUCACAUAAAUCGUUUUAAAGAUGACUACAAGUGCUCGAGGAUUGUUAUAAUGAGCUCAACCAGUGAUGAGAGCAACUCUUAUGCCUCUCAAUACAUGAAUUUCAUGAACUGUUUCUUCGCCGCACAGAAGAUGUCCGUAACGAUUGACGCCUGUAUUGCUGGCGAUGACAGCUAUAGUCAAACGACAUCUUUACUACAACAGGGAUGUGAUCUGACAGAUGGCACAUACCUUAAAGUGCCAAACAUUGCCUCAUUCCUCGAGUAUCUACUUUGGUGUCUACUGCCCGACGCCGAGACUCGCACUAAAUUGGUAUUACCUGUACGUCAAAAGGUUUCCCAUUCAGCCGCUUGUUUUUGUCACCGAAAUAUUAUAGACACGGGAUUUGUAUGUUCCGUAUGUUUGUCUAUAUUUUGCACAUUCAGUCCUAUUUGCUCGACAUGUCAUACGAUCUUCAAAUUGGGACCAAUUCCUCAACAGUUCAAUAAAUCCAAAAAGAAAUUGAAAGUCAAAUAA